Rotaria sordida is the source of this 384-nucleotide messenger RNA. The record is from the annotation of a GenBank genome assembly. Lineage: Eukaryota; Metazoa; Rotifera; Eurotatoria; Philodinida; Philodinidae.
AUGGCAUUAGAUCGAGCAGUUAAAGGCAAAAUAUCGUGCAAACAAGAUCCUGAACAAGAAACAGCAGCACGAGAAUGGGUUGAAGCUGUUACUGGUGAAAAAUUUCCAAACAAUGAUUAUGCAGAAGCUCUUCAUGAUGGAAUUGUUCUUUGCAAAUUAAUGAAUAAACUUAAACCUGGUUCAGUAGCAAAAAUUCAUACAACUGAUGCUGCUCAGGCCUAUGGUGUUAAUCCAAGUGAAGUAUUUCAAGCCGUUGAUUUAUUUGAUAAACAAAAUAUUCAACAAGUUACAACAUGCAUUUUUGCUUUAAGUCGUGUGGCUCAGAAGCAAAACUUUUCUGGACCCAAAUUAAAUUAUCAAACCAAAUUACCCGUUAAUGACUAA